Dicentrarchus labrax (European seabass) is the source of this 1726-nucleotide messenger RNA. RefSeq lists its product as uncharacterized. The coding region runs from base 246 to 842 and encodes 198 amino acids. The transcript has 5 exons. Gene Ontology annotation, molecular function: calcium ion binding. The record is from RefSeq and is a predicted model, not a curated record. Lineage: Eukaryota; Metazoa; Chordata; Actinopteri; Moronidae.
UCUGUCCUCGAGGUAGAUUGAGAAGCCAGCAGCCUGCUUUUUGAGUAAUUACAUUUGCUGUCUACUGAACCCACUUACAACCUUCUUUUUUGCCCCCCACCCCUACCAAGGAGAUUAGCUCUGUGUAAUUUGUCAAAUGUGAUAAGGUAGUGGUUGGUGCAAUUAAGAAAGCAUGGCAUAAGCUGGGAUUUGUUGUGUAUAUUAAGGCGGUGGUGAAUGCAGAACUAUUGCUACUCCGUUACAGAAUGGGUCAAGCUGCUACCUUGCCUUGUAGGAGAGGCGAGUCUUAUGUUACAGACCUGUACGAAUGGUUCAGAAAGUUUAUUAAUGAAUGUCCAAGUGGGCUGAUCACUCUUCAUGAGUUUCAAAGGCAUUUCUGCAAUGGAACAGUGGGCAGUGAGUCGGCUGAGUACGCAGAACAGAUAUUCCGCACACUGGACAGUAAUGGGGAUGGGGUGGUUGAUUUCAGGGAGUACGUCAUGGCCAUCAGCAUGCUUAUUGAAGGUUCAGCUGUGGAGAAGCUGCGGUGGUCUUUUAAGCUGUAUGACAAAGACAGAGAUGGAGCCAUUACAAAGGAGGAAAUGCUGGAGAUCAUGCAGGCUGUUUAUAAGAUGAGCGAAGCAGCUGCUUUAACCAAACCCAGCCUACUUACAGCUGAAGAAUGUACCAACAGGAUAUUUGUGCGAUUAGAUAAAGACAAUAAUGCCGUCAUCAGUCUGGAGGAGUUCAUAGAGGGAGCGCUGGAUGAUGAUUGGAUCAGGGAGAUGCUGGAAUGUGACCCCAGCACUGUGAAGGUGGAGAGGCCCCUGAGGAGGGACACCAUUCUGGGGAGCCAUGGUUGACCUGAAGUGGGGUAUUCUAUUCAGUGGGAGCGGGGAAAUUAACCGGUCAAUGUUUGGACUGAAAUUUCAAGGAAUUUUUGCAGCAACACAGCUUCCAUUCACUGUGAGAAAUUAUAUCACGGCCUGUUUAGUAACUUAAAGGUAGAUGCUGCUGAGCACUAGAAAAUGUAUUUAUUUUUAAUAAAUAUGAAAUCGCAAUAGGAAAUUCCUUUUUUUUUUUGCCUUGUUGCUUUAUUUUGUAUUGUUUUUCUUCUGUUGUUUGGAUCGGUGCUUUGUGUAGUAGUAGUUAUUGUGCUGGUGUUUUCUUUGCUGCGUCAUUUGAUGGAGUUUUUAAUAUUUCUGUAUCAUGAGACAAUUAAAUUGUACUUGUCCUGGUCAUAUUAUAUUAUUAGAUAUCCAGUCUGCACCAGAUUAACUUGCACCAGGCAACAGACGCAAAAUAAAUAGUAAACAUACUGUAAUGGGAUUUGCAAUGAUGUCUUCCCUUGACCCUGCACUAUCUGCUCUGCAUACAUGUCUGCUGUCCAAUUAUGGGCCUCAGCAGUAGAUAGUUAACACACACCAGUGGUGGAAAGUAACUAAGUACAUUUAGAGAAGUACUGUAACUACAUUCUUGAGUUGGGCUUUUUGUACUUACUUGGGUAUUUCCACUUAAAUGCUACUUUGUACUUUUACACCACUUCUGUAAUACUGAUCUUUUUACUCCUCUACAUUUAUCUGACACCUAUAGUAGCCUAACUAAUUGCUUUGCAUACCUAAUUAAUAUCAAUAACAUCAAUAAUAAUAAUCUAAUAAUAUAUCUGUAUGUUGAGUAGUUUUACUUGUAUGUAAUGUACAUCUUAUUAAUACUUCUGUGCAUUUAUGUGAAUAAAUCUUAACCUUUA